AUGCACUGGAACAUUGAAAGAACACUGUGGAAUAGUCAAAUAUCAAGAAUGGAACAUUUGUUAAGAGUUAUCCUAAUAACAUUGGCCUCUCUCAGAUACAUGGAUGGCCUGAUAUGCCCAGCUGGAAUUAAAAUUGAGAGGAAAAUCCUCAUUAACUUGAAGAACUUGUCUUGGUCUGAGGCUGUUAUGGAUUGUAACAGGAGGAAGGGAACAAUCAUCAAUGUUAAGGACAAUCAAUCUAAAAGUAUUGUUAGUGGUGUCAUGGAGGGAAAUAAGCUUGGGAAUGCCUGGAUUGGAUAUUCAGGUGAUAAUCAAGAAACAUCAGAUUCUUCAGAAAUGAAAAAACUUUAUUUCAUCAUGGAGCACACUGAUGAUGAACAAUUGAAAGCGUCUUCAUACAGCAGGAAUCUUGAAAAAUUAAGCGCAAAAUAUGCAAAAAUUAAUAGUGGAACUGCAUGGGUACCUAAAGACAAGAGAUUUAAUAACUGGAUCCAAUUAGAUCUCAGAAAAACAAUGUGUAUAUAUGGUAUUGUUACAAAGGGUAGACAGGAUAGAGAUCAGUGGACAAAAUAUUACAGACUGCUGUACAGUAAAGAUGGUGACAGUUUCCUCACACUUCAAGAAAAGGGAAGAGAAGAACUAUCUGCUAAUAAUGACCGCAGUACAUCAGUUUAUAAUAACUUUACAGAACCAUUUGAUGCACAGUUAAUACGUUUAUACCCACAAGAUUGGAAUGACCGUCCUGCAAUACGAUUUGACCUCCUGGUAUCAAAAGAGAGCUGCCCAAUUGACUAUACAUGUGGAAAAUGUCCAGCUAUGGUGAAAAAAACUGAAGGCACCUUGACAAUUCAGUAUGAGUCAUGCUGCUCUAAAUUACCAUACAUCUGUGAGACAGAGACAUGUGACCAAGAUCAAGCAGGAUCUUUAACUGUUGCAACUGCUACCACUGUUACUACAGCAGCUAUAACUGCUGUUAUGGACAAUGACCCAGUGACUACAGGCACCAGUCAUGGAAUCCUUUCUACUUCAGGUUAUACUGACUCAAUUAUUAGUUAUGCCACUACAAAUCUCAUCCAUGGAAUCCCCAUCGCUUCAAGCUCUGCUUCUAGUUCCCCAUUGACUAUUGCACUCAUAGUUGGAAUGGUAUUCUUUAUGAUUGCUUCCAUUAUUUUAUUGACUUUACUGAUCCUUUCAAAGCGCAAUCAAACCAACCAUGAAUACUCCUCAAAAUCACCGAUUAUGCAUCAUAUUGACAAUAAUAAGGAAGAAAUUAACCAAAGUGGCGCAAAUGUUGCACAAAAUUCACACCAAAAGACUGAGCCAAAUGAUUUAAAUAAUCGAGAUAAUAUUAGAACAAAGAGUCAAAAAUCAGAUGUGAUUUAUACAAAUAUAGACACAUAUGAGACUCUGGAUGAUGUAAAGGUUGAUGGUGCGGCAGAGCACGCUACAUACCUUGAACUGCUUGAUACUCCAAAUGAUGUGAGUGUAUACAGUGUUGAAAAGAAAGUAGAUAUAGAUGAAAUCCCAAAUGGAAUGGAAAUGAUUAAGAAUGAGAUAUAUUCAAAUGCACAAGCGGACCAUUUACCAAAUGCUUAGUGAACAAGGCAAUGCCAUGACAUAUAAAACCUGUUUAAGAUGUACAUAUGCACAUACUUACAUACUGUAUAUAGCGGAAUAUUUUGCACAGUGGAGUAACUGACAAGAGUGGAUGAACACUCUUUUAGUUGGGGUAAUAAUAAUAAAUGGUAUAAAAGGGUGCACUCACCCAUGUUGUAAACUGUUUUUGAAUCUGCCUGUAUAAGUCCUACCAUCCGACCACACUAGUUCUCCCCUAAAACAAAUGUAAAGCAUUUAUAAAACAAAGAUGAAAUCAACAAGGCAUUAACAUGCAAAAUGUCACCAAUUGCUAUUUGUAAGGGAUACUGACUGCCGAAAUGUCAACAACUGAACACCAACCAGUCUCCGCAAAAAGUUGGAGACUAUAACAAUAUGCACUUGUGGCGGUGACAUAAAAAUCGGAAAACUACUAUUUAAAAUGUGAAAUAUCAUCUGGCCUUUGUCACCUGUCCCGAUUCCUCUCCUAUCUUUUUUCAAAGAUCUCUGCCAACAGAGAGCAUGGAAAGAGGAUCCCUGAGCAAUAUAGGUCAGACAAAUCUGCUGUGUGUUUCAGUGGAAAAUGAAAUCAUCAUUUUAUCAGUGAGUCCAGGACAUUUAAAAUUGUGUCAUAAGUCAUCAAGAAUCCUUCUUCAUUACGACAAAUUAACCCGUAGCGGGUGAAAAUUCGAACAAACAAAGUUAGUAAUUAAGAGAUGUAAUUAUGUUUGCUAUCUCUUAAGCUCUGGGGCUUUUCCUCCUCUUUCAUUGUGAUAAAGGAAAAAAUCAGAGAAAAAUAUUUUUCAUACUUACUGUCCAUGCAUCUUUCCAGAGAGCCACAUUCCUGUGUAGACAGCAUCCUUCAGCUUUCCUGCUUUGUAAAACUUAUAUGUGGCGUGUCGUGACAAUGGUGGGGAAACAUGACUGCCACCUUUUGGGCGAUAUAUUUGUUUCUUGUCUGCAAGGACUUUGUCUAUUGACCUGUUAAUUUCCCACGUCCACUCAGCCUAAAACAAAAAGCAUGUCUGGUUUAGUAGUGCACAAAGUACUAUAGUAAUGCUCAGUUACAUUACAUUAUGCUCUGUCAAUCAAUAUGUAGGCAUUGCAUGGGAAAAAAAGUAAAGUUUUAUCUCCUAUAUAAAAAAAAAUCUAUACAAUACAAAUAUAAGUUUACCUUUUCAGUCGGCCCAGGGGUUGAAAGAGUAAGGAAUUCUUCAGGUGUUGUGAGAGUAAAUACAUUGCUGAAAAUUACAAAAAUAACAAGGUAUUAACAUGCAAAAUGUCACCACUUGCCAUUUGUAUCAAACACUGAAUGCCAGACAACCACCAUCAACAAAAAAAGUUGGAUAUCAAAAAAAAAAUAGACACCACUUUAUUGUUUGACAAUGUGCACAUUUAAAAAAAAUAAAAGUAGAUCUAUAUUUCUAUAUUCUAUGUUCUUUUAAGUUCUUUAUCCUUUAAAAUAAGAUCCUACACUGUGUAGUGUCAGGGACCCUAGCUAUACUUACUGUGUUGUCUCAGUGUCUGUUAGAGGUUCAAUCCACACAGUGGAUAAUGGGAAUGCUUGGUUGGUAGAAAACUGAAACACAAGCAGGACCAAAUAUAUUGUGUUAUGUUUGUUAUGUUAUAUUUAUUUUCAUAUUAUAAUUAUUACAAUUUGAAUAACAGGGUUUGCACAAGACGCUGGGCGUAUACUGUGCAGUUUACACCACAUUACAUAUUACAUUGUAGUGUAUAUAUAGCAAGAGCACAUUCUUUGAUGAUAAGGAUCACUAGGUUAGCAAUGAAACAUGAACAAAAUGAACCAUGACAUGAUAUUUGAUAUUAGAUGUAGGUGGAGAGGAGAAGUGAUUUCAAAGACGAUUUAAACAAAGAUAAAGUAGAAGACAUAAUGAUGUUUCCAUUUACUCCAUUCCAAACUCUUGAUAGUUCUACUUUUAUUGACUUUUCACCAAAUUUGUUUUUAAACAUAUAUGAACGUAUACGGUCUUUAUUUCUAGUUUCAUGGUCAUGUGUAUCAGCAUUUGUGGAAUAGAAUUGAUUAAAAAGGUGAUAUGGGAACUUGUCAGGUUUAUUCAUAUUUUGGUAUGCAAAGUUG
Molecule: messenger RNA, 3691 nt
Organism: Owenia fusiformis
Lineage: Eukaryota; Metazoa; Annelida; Polychaeta; Sabellida; Oweniidae
Source: the annotation of a GenBank genome assembly